Messenger RNA from Cannabis sativa, 2332 nucleotides. RefSeq names its product FCS-Like Zinc finger 11. Lineage: Eukaryota; Viridiplantae; Streptophyta; Magnoliopsida; Rosales; Cannabaceae. The coding region runs from base 628 to 1848 and encodes 406 amino acids. The record is from RefSeq and is a predicted model, not a curated record. The transcript has 3 exons.
UGCAUUCUCGAGGCUUCUCUUUAACCUUUGUUUUCUUUAUUAUUUCUGGGUUUUCAUUUCCUUUUGCAGUUCAACUUUACCUUGGAAGUUUAUUAUUAUUAUUAUUAUUAUUAUUAUUAUUAUUAUUAUUAUUAUUAUUAUUAUUAUUAUUAUCUUCCUCUGCUUCUUCAAACUUUUCUUUAUUUAACAAGUUAUUUUUUUUUUUCAUCUGGGUUUCUUUUUCAACAGUUCAUUAAAAGGGGGAAAAAAUGAAUAACCCGAUGAUCAAGUCAUUUUGUUUUGUUUUUUCAAAACGAUUUUUUAUUUUUUUUCCUCAAUUUUCUUAUGAGUAAUAAUAUUGAAAUGAUCUUUCCCGGAUUCAUAUCCAUUUUCCCAUACGUAUUGCGUGCAUUUUGAUAUAUAUAUAUAUAUAUAAAUAUAUAUAUAUAUAUGUGUGUGUGUGUGUGUGUAUACACGCAUUAGUAUUAGUGUUGUUUUACCUGACCAUUCAUUAAUGCAGUAAUAAUGAAACAAAAAUCUCAUUUUUAUUAUCUUGAUGGGCCGUCCUGAUCUUUGAUACAUAAAGGGAGCAAGCUCUGGUUCCGAAGAGGUUAUUUCCUUUUUGGGUUUGUUAUAGUUCUUGAGAUAAUGCUGAGGAAGAGAAGCAGGUCAAUUCAGAAGGAUCAACACCAAAUGGGUCCUCAACCAGUUUCUGAUUCUGGUUCUGACUCCUUUCCCAAAACUGACAUUUGGAAUAAUAUGAAAAGCAACUCUUUUUAUAGUGUUCCUGGUCUGCUUGUGGGUUUAAGCCCCAAGGUUUUAGCAGAUAGUGAUUCAGUCAGGAGUCCAACUUCUCCUCUAGAUUUUAGGCUGCUUUCAAGUCUAGGUAACCCAUUUAGGUCAAUUAAAUCGUCUCAAGAUGGCCAACAUAGAAACUGGGGAGGCACUAACCAUAAAGUAGGCCUAAGCAUUGUAGAUUCUCUUGCUGAUGAUAUGAAAAAUCCCGGUAAAGUUAUCCGGUCAUCUGAGAGUAAGAACAUUCUUUUUGGACCAAAAUUGAGAAUCAAAACCCCAAAUGGUCAAACAAAUACCAAUUAUUUCGAGUCACCAAAGUCUCUGCCUAAAAACUAUCCAAGUUUCCAUCGUUCAAAAACCAAGUCUCCUCUCCAGAAGGGCAGCUCUAAUGUUCUUUUUGAAAUUGGGGAUAGCCCUUUAGAGCCUGACCCAUUUGGAAAAAUACGGUCUUGUUCACUAGAUUCCUGUAGGACAAUUUCCAAUCACCCUUCCUUGAACAAGUCUAACAAGCCCAAUUCUACCUCUUUGAAAUUUUGUUUGGAGAGAGAUGUUACCAAGGGAGUUGGUUCUUCCCAGUUUGUUGAAGGAAGUCCUAAGUCAAACCUAUUUCCUGGCUCAAAGCUGAGUACAAUCCCUGGAUCCAUAGGUUCUGGCAAUGAGUUUGGCUCUCUUUCAGCCAGUGAAAUUGAGCUUUCUGAGGAUUACACGUGUGUAAUCACACAUGGUCCCAACCCCAAGACAACUAGGAUAUAUGGUGAUUGCAUUUUGGAAGCUCAUUCUAAUGACUUGAGUAACUCUGUUAUGAAAGAGUAUAACAAGGAUAUUGGACUCCGUGAGCUCAUAAAAGCUCCUAAGAUAUCUGUUCCUCUCCCAUCUGAUAACUUUUUGAGCAUUUGUAACCAUUGCAAGAAGAAAUUGGCAGCAGACAAGGACAUCUACAUAUACAGGGGUGAGAAAGCGUUCUGCAGUUUGGAAUGCCGUUCAUUGGAGAUUUUGAUUGACGAGGAAUUGGAAAAAUCCAAUAAUAAAAACUCUGAGAACCCAUAUGAUUAUGGUGGCAAGGAGCUUUUUUGAAACAAGCCUCAUUGAUGCUUCAUAAAGACUUUUUAUUUCUUUAAUUAGCCUUCCAAGCCUCUGAUUGAUAAACAAUUGACAGGAAAAAACCAAAGGAUAGACGUCACUGAUCAUCUGUCUAUAUAGGAGCUGUUUAUGUGCAUCUUUUGGCAGCCAUAGAUGAUCGUUUUUGUACAUUGUUGCGUUUACUAAUUACGUUUCAGCUCCAUGGUCAUGGUCUUUGUGGGUGAUGGGUUGAAUUCAGCUACGCUCUUUUUUCUUUUCUUUUUAAUUAGACAUUUCAUAUGUUAGUUAAGGUAUCAUUUCCCUAUAUUGCUUUCUCUGUAUAAGGGUAAAAAGGCCUAGUUUUUUGGCUUUCCCACCUUUUAUUUUAAUAUUACGCUUUUGAUCUAUUACAGGCUCUACCAUGUAAACCUGACCAUGUAUUAAGAAGUACUAUUGCAUAUUUGAUGAAAAGGAAAACAAAAAAGAUUAUAGUAUACUA